AUGACCCCCAUCGCGUCUCGCAUCACCUCCAUCACCGCCCGCCAGCUUAAGAACACUCGCGCACUCGCGUCCCUCCACUCCAACCCCAUCACCUCUGCCCCACCUCCCAAGAUGCCUGUCGCCCAGACCGACCUCAAGCCUCUCCUUGAGCAGAACCGCAAGCACGUCACCCCCGCGCUCACCCGUCUCCACGAUGCCAUCAUCGUCAAGGGCCAGGGAUGCACCGUCUGGGACCAGGAGGGCAACGAGUUCCUCGACCUCACCGCCGGUAUCGGAGUCACCAACCUCGGCCACUCGCACCCCGCCGUGACCGCCGCUGUUGUCAACCAGGCCCAGCAGAUCUCGCACGUCCAGUGCUCGGUCGCGUUCUCGCUCCCCUACCUCCAGCUUGUCGAGUCGCUCCUCCCCCUCAUGCCCCACCCUUCGCUCGACACCUUCUUCUUCUGGAACUCGGGUUCCGAGGCCAUUGAGAUGGCUCUCAAGCUCGUCAAGCGCGCCUCGAACCGCCCCAACGUGAUUGUCAUGCAGGGCUCGUACCACGGCCGCACCCACGGUGCCUCGGCCCUCACCAAGUCCAAGAACGUCUACACCAUGGGCACCGGUGCUACCAUGAACGGCGUCUACACCACUCCCUUCCCUUACUGGCACUCGCUUGGUGUCGACCCUGCCACCCCCGAGGAGGAGCUCGUCAAGAUGGCCAAGUUCCAGCUUGAGCUCCUUAUCAAGCAGCAGACUGCCGGCGGCGACGUCGCUGCCCUCUUCAUCGAGCCCGUUAUCGGUGAGGGUGGUUAUGUUCCCGCCCCUGCCUCGUGGCUCCAGUUCCUCCGCGAGUUCUGCGACAAGCACGGCAUCCUCCUUGUCAUCGACGAGGUCCAGACUGGCUUUGGCCGUACCGGCAAGAUGUUCAUGUCCGAGUACUCGGGUGUGCGCGCCGACGUCAUGAUCUUUGCCAAGGGUCUCGCCAACGGCUACCCCCUCUCGGGUGUCGUUGCCUCGCGCGAGCUCAUGGCCAAGCAGGAGCCCGGCACCAUUGGCGGCACCUACGCCGGUAACGCCGUCUCGUGCGCUGCCGCCGUCGCCGUCGCCGAGGUCUUCAAGACUCAGCCCAUCAUUGAGAACGUCAAUGCCCGCUCGGCCCAGCUCUUCGAGAUGCUCAACGGCCUCAAGUCGAGCCCCAAGACCGCCAACCUCAUCGCCGACGUCCGCGGCAAGGGUCUGAUGGUCGCGUGCGAGUUUGCCUCGGCCGGCGACGCCCUCACCGUCAAGGACGGCGUCACCAUCCCCGCCAACGUCGGCAAGCGCGUCCAGCAGAAGUGCCAGGCCGCCGGCCUCUUCAUCCUCACCACCUCGUGCUUUGACACCAUCCGCUUCAUCCCCCCUCUCGUCAUCACCGAGGAGGAGAUGGCUCGCGCCUGCAAGGUCUUUGCCCAGGCCGUCGAGGAGGUCGCUCGCGAGGGCUAG
Molecule: messenger RNA, 1461 nt
Organism: Apiotrichum porosum
Lineage: Eukaryota; Fungi; Basidiomycota; Tremellomycetes; Trichosporonales; Trichosporonaceae
Exons: 2
Coding region: 1-1461 (486 amino acids)
Molecular function (GO): identical protein binding; transaminase activity; pyridoxal phosphate binding
Source: RefSeq, a predicted model, not a curated record